AUGGUGAGCACAGUUGAAACUGCAAGACAAAGUGGAUUUUCCGAGAAGGAUGAAUUAACUAUCGAAAGACACAUACUGGCUAGGUUUAAGUCGACACUUGUGAAAAUGGAGAAACUGCCCAACUUUAAUAUCAUUGAUGCUAGGAGCACAAUAGUUUGGAGGGAAGUGUUACAGUCAAUGGAGACUAGGUCAAAAGGAUUGAUCAAACAAUUAAUCAACGCUGAAAAUGACGAACCUAUAGAGAAACUAAAAACUUUUCCUUAUAGGGACUGGAAUGAUGAUUGGUACGAAUACUUUAUCAGAACAUUACUUUUGCAAGUAAUUGACAUUUUGGUGACAAAGAACGCUGGAAAGAAUAGUUAUACUAUUUUCACUGACUUGUGGGAGGCGUCUAAGAAUGUAUCGGAUCCAACGGUUGGGAAAAAGCUUAUGAAUCGAAUGCUAGCCUAUCACAGUUUUCUUUUGGAUAAGUCAAUCAUCCCUCACGUGUGGUUACAAAAGCUUCGAGAAUUCUCACGUUCUCAUACUGAUGAAAUUGAAGAGUUCAUCAACACACUUGAACAGAAAUAUGAACAUGCAUGUUUUGUAAGCAUGUGUUUUAAGACCGACAGUUUUAAGGACAUAUGUACAAAACUCUACGUGGAUGCAUACAACAGCUGGUUAACAGAUAAGACGAUCAAGCCACCACAUGUGGAUUCUAUGUGUGUAGAAUUUCAAAAAUAUUCAAGUUACCUCACUAUCACUACCUAG
This is a messenger RNA of Lodderomyces elongisporus, 750 nucleotides long. RefSeq lists its product as uncharacterized. The transcript has a single exon. Bases 1 to 750 code for a protein of 249 amino acids. NCBI's taxonomy places the organism in Eukaryota, Fungi, Ascomycota, Pichiomycetes, Serinales, Debaryomycetaceae. The record is from RefSeq and is a predicted model, not a curated record.